Messenger RNA from Asparagus officinalis (garden asparagus), 1317 nucleotides. Its product is annotated as stellacyanin-like. The transcript has 2 exons. Gene Ontology annotation, cellular component: plasma membrane. Bases 646 to 1158 code for a protein of 170 amino acids. The record is from RefSeq and is a predicted model, not a curated record. Lineage: Eukaryota; Viridiplantae; Streptophyta; Magnoliopsida; Asparagales; Asparagaceae. Gene Ontology annotation, molecular function: electron transfer activity.
AAUCAUAUAUGAAUGCUAUCUAAAGUUUAAGCACUGGUCAGAAGUUCUGCUUAUUAUCAUACGUAUUAACUGCUCUCUCUAAUGAUUCCUUUUCCUUUGCAGGCGCCAAAGCUCCCCAGUUAUACUUAUAAUAUGAUAACUUUCCAAAUCUCCAGCAAAUUCUGAUAUACUUGGGUGAGAAUCAAAUAUAUUUUUUCAGUCCAUCGAAGUUGGGAGGUAUCAUUAAAGAUGACUAUCGAUUUAUACUAUGUCGUUCAAGUUUUUUUGUCCCCCUGAGAGUACAGUUGACCUUAACGGUUCCAUGGUGGACAGGUGACAGGUUCAUCUCGUUCCUUAACUUCAAAAUUUUCCUUCAUAAUACCGACUCGAGCAUUUUGGUGCUCACCAUUUUCCGUAAAACUGCAUCCAGAUAACUCCAUGGAUCACCAUUUUUCCCCUUUGCGGAGGCCAUUCUCUGUUUGUAACUGUAGAACUUACCCCCACGUUCUCCACUCCCUCACUUCAAAAACUAACAAUAACCGCCCCGCUUUGCCUCUGUCCUUAUAUCACGCAGCCUCUUCUUUCUUUAGUACGUAACCUGAGAGCUUUCAGAACCCCCAAACUCUGGAAACCUCGUCGUUACUAAGUAUUAAUCCAAAGAGAGCAAUGGGGAUGUCUUCUUCUUCUUUGAUCCUGUGCCUUCUCCUCCUUGCUGCAAACCUGGCUGUCAUCGCCGGAGCUAAGAAUGAGUACAAGGUUGGCGACGGUGAUGGUUGGCGAGUUCCCGCUGAUAAUGACCCUGACUUUUAUGAGACAUGGGCAAGCAAGAUCAAGUUCAUCGUGGGCGAUUCAAUUGUGUUUGAUUAUCACAAUGAUUCAGUUGCGAAAGUAAGCAAGAGAGGCUACUACCACUGCAACGAGACGAGCAAAACUCCAACGCUGAAGGAUGGGAGCACAGUGAUAGUUCUUGAUAAGCUAGGGUUCUACUACUUUGUGAGUGGUGAUGUCGAGCACUGUGAGAAAGGGCAGAGGCUGAUGGUCGAGGUCGCCGGCUUGCCGCUGGUUCCAACGCCGUCGCCAGAUUCGAGCUCGGCCUCGGUGGCCUCGUGCUCGGUUUUGUCGGCCGUGACUGCGGUUGGCUUCGGAGCUUGGUGGGUUGCAGUGGGCUUCAGCCAUUAAUUGCUUCAGCUUGUUCUGAUUGCUGGGAAAUUUGGAACUUGUUUUGAUUAUGUCGAUCUUGUUUAUUGAUUGGUUUCCUAUUUAUGUUAUAUUCUGGAUUUAUGUGAUUUUUUUAGUAAUUGUAUUCGUGGUGUUUAACUGUUGUCUUUGAUUGUUUUA